GAUUGAUGUAUUAGUAGUCUGUGGCUCGGUUCGAUCCUGCGGUUCGAUAAACAUAACAAGCGCCGAAGACGAUAAUGUUCGAGGAACAUAAGCAAUAAUCACUAUGGACACGAAGAAACCACGAGAAUUUGUCCUCUGCGUGCUGAUACUUGUGAAAGGCUUUGAUUACUGUCUAUCAUCCGCUUUGCUACCACAUCAAGGUAUAUCCACGUUAAAUGAUGCCACAGACAGCAACAACCCAGGUAUACCUGUAGAUGAUAUACAACUACCUAGCAGCAUUGAUGUCAGACCUUCAAAUCAGAAAGGUGAUUGUCCUAUAGGCUGGCAAAUAUACCCAGAGACUGGCAGUUGUUAUCGCAGUUUUGAGGCCAAACUCACUUAUGAGGAGGCUCAAGAUCAGUGUAGCACAUUGGGUGGUUUCUUGGCAACAGUUACCACAGAAACAGAACUGGCUUUCAUCAAAAGUCAUCAUUGGCAAUCUGAUGAGAAAAUAGUUAAUUAUAAUUGGUGGAUGGGAUAUCGCUACGUUAAAAAUAACCAUACCACAGAGUGGGAAGUUGCUGAUGAAAGUUUUCUCAGUAUUAUAAACGACGAUGGACCGUUGAUAGGCCCAUCAGUCUCAGAUAAAGAUGACAGAUUGUGUGGACAGUUACAGCUACGACAAAUAUGGCAACUAGAUGAAUUCUUUUCACGUAUGUGGGUACAGCAAUGUAGAUUCAAGUCAGCAUUUCUGUGCAAAAGAAGCAUAUCAGAUAAGCACUGUGUGGACAAUAAAGGCAGACGGGUUGAUGAAGGUCAAAGGUUCACUCCCCAAGGUGCUGAUAACUGUAUGAACUGUACAUGUACUCUUGGAGAAGCCAAUAUGUGUAGAUCAGCUCAGUGUGCUCCACCCCCAGAUUGUAUUCAUACUAUUCAAGACCCAGAGAAAUGCUGUGCGUACACGUGUAUGGAUGAUGAAUAUCCUAAAGAAGACCUACUAGAUUUUAGUACCAGUAUGAGGUGGGUGUUGACAUCGGCUACAUCAUUUCUUAUUUUGGGUCUACUACUAUUCAUGGUGUAUAGACUGCGACAAAGACGACUUGCUCUCAUCCAUUACACAUCAAGAAAUGAAUUUACUCACAGAUCAGGUCAUACAUGUACGUUAGAUUCUGGUUCUAGUUUGACCCCGACCUCCCCAAUGGAUGAUAUUGAUGCUGGCAUCUAUCGAGAACCCCCACCUCCAUAUAGUUUAUAUAAGCCAACAUCCCCUGGAGAGGAAGCACCACCUCCAUAUGAUGCCAGUUUAUUGGAUAACCCUCCCACUACUCCAGUGAGUACCACUGAUCAAGAUGCAGCACUGCUUUCAACAAGUCCUGAAGAUCCUAGGUCGCAUUUACAUCAGAAUAUGUAUGAAACUGAUUCUCCCCAUGCUGUGCUUGAUGAAUCAACCGAUGAGAGAGAAAAUGUUCCAAUGUUAUCAGCAGAGGGCGAUAAUGAUGGAGAGAGAUCAGCUACAACAGAGACCAGAGCGUAAACUACAGAUGCUAUCAAAUUGGUACUUAUCUGGUCGUAUCAGUAACAACAGUUUGUUAUGAACUAACCAGUCUAAUAAUAUUUCCUGUAUAUGUUAAUAUUUCAACAUAGAACAGAACCAAAACCUUGAUUAUUGUCUUUGACACCAUUGUGUUUAUUGAUGCUAGCAUGUAUGUAAAUGUGUCGAAAUGGGCGUAGUGCGAGUGGUUAGUGCAAGUAGCACUAAUCCGAAAAAGUACUAGAUCUAGUGCUAAAAUGGCACUAGAUCUAGCGCUAAAAUGGCACUAGAUCUAGCGCUAAAAUGGCACUAGAUCUAGUGCGAGUGGCAUUGUUAUUGCAUUGUCAACGACGUCGAAUAAUAGGAUGGGCGUCAACAACCACUUUCAUUUGCAAACUGCAAACAGUAUAAAACAUUGGCAAUA
Saccoglossus kowalevskii is the source of this 1934-nucleotide messenger RNA. Its product is annotated as integral membrane protein DGCR2/IDD-like. NCBI's taxonomy places the organism in Eukaryota, Metazoa, Hemichordata, Enteropneusta, Harrimaniidae. Gene Ontology annotation, cellular component: membrane. Gene Ontology annotation, molecular function: protein binding. The record is from RefSeq and is a predicted model, not a curated record.